AUGGCGGCGAUCCUUGCGCGCGCCGGCGUCACCGCCACCGCCGAGAAAGGCCUCUCGGGCCCUACGGGCCGCCGCCAGCGCAAUGGCAUCGUCGUCGCGGCGGUCACUAGAACGGGGACCGGUGUGCCACAGGAGGGGGCGCUGGAGCGGCCGGCGUGGUCCGGGGAGACCCCUCUGUCGCGGCUGGUCGGCGCUCUCGUCGCGUUCAAGCCGCUCUACUCGCUAUUGAAGCUCGCCUCCCGCGAGGUCAUCAUCAGGUAG
This is a messenger RNA of Miscanthus lutarioriparius, 261 nucleotides long. The record is from the annotation of a GenBank genome assembly. NCBI's taxonomy places the organism in Eukaryota, Viridiplantae, Streptophyta, Magnoliopsida, Poales, Poaceae.